AUGACAAGUAAUACUAAUAGUAAAACUGUUCCAAGUGAAACACUUGCUCAAAUAUAUGAAUUGUUUUUAUAUAAGAAGAAGGAUAUAAUAGCAAUUCAGGAAAAAUUAGGUAUUAAUGGCGAUACAAAUCGCAAGAUAGAAAAAACACUUGCCGAUUCAUAUAAGUUAUUUCUACAUUUAGUGGAAGAAAUGGUUCCAAUACAGGAAAUGCUCGGCAUUGUUGGAAAUCCUAUUCUAGCAGUGGUACUUCGAAGCGAUAAAGCCUGCGAAGCUUCUGCAAAAAUAUCAUUUUCAGAAUUAUAUAACUGGUUUUUAUAUUUGAAAGAGGAUGUAAUGGCAAUUCAAGAAAAACUUGGUAUUAUCGGCUAUACUAAUCAAGCAAUAACAGAAGAAGCUGAUAAAAAUGCAAGAAUAAUUCUCCGAAAGUUUGAGGAAUUCCACGGUCCCUUAGAAGAUGAUCUAGGUGUGAUAUUACCGAAAUAUGGUGAAAUGGGUGUAAAGAGAAUUAUGUUUACUGGAGAGGGGCUUCCAUUAUUUCCGAGGGUCUCUCCUCAACAAUUGCACGAAAUAUUUGUCAAAAAUCCAGCUAAUACCAGUCGUCUAGAACAGGUUAUUUAAUCUAUAUUUUUUUGGCUCAGAAAAAAAUCUUCCAAGCCUGGUCCUAAAGGGACCGCUGAUGAUCACAGCUCCGGAUUAGUUAGAUCAGUAGAGUACCAGCAUUCUGCUUGAUCGGCUAGUAUUCUAUCAACAGCUCUCGAUAUUAAGGUGGAUUGAGUCAGAAAUUGACUAUUUAUAGC
This is a messenger RNA of Rhizophagus irregularis DAOM 181602=DAOM 197198, 797 nucleotides long. RefSeq lists its product as uncharacterized. The record is from RefSeq and is a predicted model, not a curated record. Lineage: Eukaryota; Fungi; Glomeromycota; Glomeromycetes; Glomerales; Glomeraceae.